AUGACAGCUGGUCAAACAUCUUUUUUUCCCGACGAGUCGACCUUGAGAAAAAGACGUCCGUCAAUGCAACAGAAAUUGGAAGAAGCAAUAUCAAACGUUUGGGACUCACUCACCGCUAUUGAAAUAAAGAAUUAUUUUACUCAUUAUCUAAAUCGAUUAGAUGUGUGCACUAGAAACGGAGAGGCUUGGCUGGUUCGAUCGGACUUGAAUCCAAAUGUACUAGCAGAUUGGAAUGCUUUAGAUGCAACACCACAGGAGCCAUCACCCUUAGCACCAGGCAAGCAUUACCAAAAUGGUUCUGUUUAUGUGACAUAUGUCAAGCACAAUUUAGCUUUGGAUGUUAACUAUGAUGCCAUAGUUAUCACAGCUGAAGUCAAUUCGUUGAGGUGGUGUCCAGUCAAUCAAGCAUGUGUUGGGGGUCAAGUAGAUAUCGAUAUAGCAACUAAGAUGCCUGGACAAGACCCUGGAGUAUACGUGUACAACAAGUCAUUGCUUAUAACUGGGAAUUACAAACAAGUGUCUAGAAAGAGAAGUACAAACAGCAACAUCAGACUGCCUCCACCUUAUUCUGGAUGUCGUCGAGUAAAUGGCCUCAGACUAUCAGCUAAUCUAGAGAUACCUUCGGUUGGGCAGACAUUCAAUAUCAUUGUGGAUCUUGGUAACUCCACCGUGCCACAGAACAGUGCGGUUGUAUUAAUGGAACCCAUUUUUUACACAUCAAAAUCAUUUGGAAUCGUCAAAGUGUUUCAGGGAUCUUUGAAUAUUAGUGUUACUGAGGCAGAAUAUCUCCCUUACUUACAAAACACGACCAUCUUUAGGUUCAAGGCCGGCGUGUACAACUCAUCUGGCCAAUUUGUGUUUCAUGAUGCUCUUCUUCUUCGUUUGGUGUAUGAUAGUUUGAGCAUAGAAGUAACACGAGGAACCAGUAAUGAUUCAGUUGAUUUCUUGGUAACUGUUAGCUACAACAAUCCAUUAUCAAUUCCUCUUACGGAUGUUCUACUGUCAGUCUUUGCGCCCAGUUUUAACUGA
This is a messenger RNA of Corticium candelabrum, 1029 nucleotides long. Its product is annotated as protein-glutamine gamma-glutamyltransferase E-like. Gene Ontology annotation, molecular function: protein-glutamine gamma-glutamyltransferase activity. Lineage: Eukaryota; Metazoa; Porifera; Homoscleromorpha; Homosclerophorida; Plakinidae. The record is from RefSeq and is a predicted model, not a curated record. Gene Ontology annotation, biological process: peptide cross-linking. Bases 1 to 1029 code for a protein of 342 amino acids. The transcript has 2 exons.